AUGAGUACUACUUUGAAAAUUGGUGGUCAUACUAAUGAAGCAAAGAAGUUAAGAAUGUUUCCGUUCACUUUAGCUGAAGAGGCAGAAGAGUGGUUUUAUUCUCUCCCAACUGGCAGUAUUGCAUCAUGGGAAGAGAUGAAAAAGGCUUUCUUAAAUGAGUAUUUUCCAGCAUAUGUAUUUCUAAGAAAAAGGAAGGCUGCUAAAGAUGAAAAAGUUAUACCACCUGGAAAGCCAACUGAAGAGAAAAAUAAAAAGGAGACUAAACUGAUGAUUAAGUUACCCUACCCUCAGAGAGUGACAAAGAAGGAUCCAAGAGAGACAAACUUUGAGAAAUUCAUGACAAUUUCCAAAAAGACAGAGAGUCAUAUGCCUUUGUUUGAAGCACUCGAGCGAAUGCCCAUGUACACAAAAUUCAUGGAAGAGGUAAUCACCGAAAACAAACCAACAGAAGAAGAAUCGGUAGCCUGGAAGGAAAAGUGUAAUGCAAUAUCAUUAGGUAAGAGAAUUCCAAUCAAACAGAAAGAUCCUAGAAUUGUCACAAUAUCAUGCACUAUAAAAGAGAGAACUUUCAAAAAGGUACUAAUUGAUUCUGGAGUUAGUGUGAGUCUGAUUUCAUUAUCAAUCUAUCACAGGUUGGGUAUUGAAAAUAUCAGUGAUACAAGGAUAAAUCUGAAGUUUGCGAAUCACUCGAUAAAGAAUGCAUAUGGGAUAGCAGAAGACGUACUGGUGACAGUAGGGGAAUUGAGUUUUCCUAUUGAUUUUGUGAUCAUAGACAUACCUGAAGAUGAAGAGACACCUAUCCUUCUUGGUCGACCAUUCAUGCGGACAAGCCAAUGCAAUCUCGACAUGGAUCAGAGCACGUUAACUUUAAAAGUUGAUGAUGAUGAAAUAACAUCGGAUGCUAUUGAAAACAGGAAGCUAGAGGCAGAAAAAGAACAUCACUAUCAAGUAGGCAUGAUCAGGACAGAUGUGAGAAGGCAAAGUAACAUACCAACAUCAGAAAAAGAUGCAAGAAGGCUUUCUCAGCUACAACAACCUCCAUUAGCAACUCCGAAUAAAAAAAUUCUUGGUUCCAGUCCAAAAGCAAAAAGAAAGAAGGAGAAGCCUUAUCCUCAUGGACGAGGAAUUGGCCUGGUAAAGAAUGUUCGUCUUACCGGAUAA
This is a messenger RNA of Lathyrus oleraceus (garden pea), 1161 nucleotides long. RefSeq lists its product as uncharacterized. The coding region runs from base 1 to 1161 and encodes 386 amino acids. The transcript is spliced from 2 exons. The record is from RefSeq and is a predicted model, not a curated record. Lineage: Eukaryota; Viridiplantae; Streptophyta; Magnoliopsida; Fabales; Fabaceae.